CGUUCUUUCGUUCUUCGUUUUUUUAAUACUUUUUUUGCUUUAUUAAAUUUUAGUUGGUUUCAAAUUCAAAUUCAACUGCAUAGUGAUUUAUAUUUUUCCUUUGUUAUUUUUACAGAUAUCAUAUUUUUUUUAAUUUUUCAAAUUUGUAAUGAAGAUUUACCAUCUGGCAGUGAUUAGGGCGUCUGACCCACAGACAGAUGAGCAGAACAAGAGACCAAGUUUAAUUUUGUGCUCCGAAAGCGACCUCUCAGAGUUUUCAUUUUUCCAGCGCAGCAGUGUGGCAGAGUUUAUGAAUUUCUUCUCAACAACAGUUGCCGAGCGCACAUCCGUAGGACAAAGACAGGCAGUUUCAAACUCUGAGCAAGGCGACCGCAUAGUAUAUGCAGUACGCGGUAGCUCUGGUGUCUGUGCCACAGUGAUUACGGACAAGGAGUACCCUGAUCGAGUGGCACUUACGUUAGCUGGCAAGAUUCUGGAUGAGUUCACGCAGACGUAUAAUGCGGAUAGAAUUGCGGGAGCCUCGGAUAAAUUGGCGUUUCCGUUGUUGGGCGAAAUGCUGGUGAAGUAUCAGGAGCCGAGGCAGGCGGAUAAUAUUAUGAAGGUGCAGAUGGAGUUGGAGGAGACUAAGGCUGUACUGCAUAAGACUAUUGAAGGGAUUUUAGAGAGGGGAACUAAGCUGGAUAACCUGGUGGAUCGGUCAACUGAACUGUCGAAUAGCUCAAAGGCUUUUUAUAAGACAGCAAAGAAGACUAAUUCGUGCUGUGUCAUCAUGUAGGUUUUUUUUUUCGUUUUUUUCGUUUUUCCAUUUUUAUUUCAUUUUCGUUAAAUAUAUAAUUUUACGGUCAAUGUCAC
Kickxella alabastrina is the source of this 852-nucleotide messenger RNA. RefSeq names its product Longin-like domain-containing protein. NCBI's taxonomy places the organism in Eukaryota, Fungi, Kickxellomycota, Kickxellomycetes, Kickxellales, Kickxellaceae. Gene Ontology annotation, biological process: endoplasmic reticulum to Golgi vesicle-mediated transport. The record is from RefSeq and is a predicted model, not a curated record. Gene Ontology annotation, cellular component: Golgi apparatus. Bases 149 to 775 code for a protein of 208 amino acids. Gene Ontology annotation, molecular function: SNAP receptor activity. The transcript is spliced from 2 exons.